CGGUGUCAUAACCUACAAAAUGUGUUAAUGUGGACAAAUCAAGAAAAGAAUCUAGAUAAAUGUGUAAAAAAAAGUUUCCGCCUUCGUUUUUUCCCCGUUUUUUUUCAGUGAUUUAACUUGUGCACUUAUGUUGAUUUAAUUUUACUGAAUACUCCAUAGAAUACUGUGAAUACUCUAAUGCAAACGGUGAUGGGAAACGUUAUGGUAAUCGUCUGAUUUUCAUUUCUUAUUAAGACUCAAGUCAAGAUUCACUGAAGACUAUCAUGAUAUCCGUUGUCAGUAAGCAGACUGAUACCUCUAAUGUAAAGUGGUCUGCAGUUCAGAUAGCAAGGUUCCUAAGACUUCUCAAAAAGUAUCAAAUCUUGUGGAGGCUCACCGACAAAGAUAGGAAAAGCAAACGCAACCGAGAUGCUGCAUUCCACUCCCUCAUUGUAGAAGCACGCCAACAUGUCGGUCCAAAAGAUUUAGACAUGCUCACAAUGAAGAGCAAAAUGAAAAACCUCAAAACUGUUUAUACCAGGGAACGAGGGAAAGUCCUGAACGCUGAAGCAGUAGGUGAAAAAUAUGUGCCUGGUUUGAGAUGGUAUUCAGUAGCUGAUUCGUUUCUCAGAUACUGCAACAAAGAUGGAGACGUAAAAUUAGAAUCUGUUAAUCUGCUAGAAAUCAUAGAAGAUGAACCUCACAUCGGCUCUACGUCUGACACUGAAAGUGACUGUGAAGUUGCAGCUUCAAAUGACAGGCAACCCUUGUUAGACGAGAAAUCUACUUCCUUAAGUUUUGACAUUGACCAAAGUGGUAAUGUAAAUGUAUCAUCAGAAAAGCACAAUGCAGUCCGUAAAGCUAUAUUGUCUUUCAAUCAUGACUGUCCCUCUUCGGAGGAUCCUCCAAAUCCAAAAUCUGUCAAAAGAAAACAUGAUUCCAGUGCCUCAGAAGAUUUCAGAACCCUAAGGAAUAAUUAUAAUUCUGAAGACAAAUAUUAUGCAUUUGGAAUGUAUGUUGCGGCUGAGUUGCGACAGCUAAAUGAUGAUGCGCAGUUGAAACUUGCAAAGCAUUACAUCAACUCAAUUUUAUUUGAUGCUUCCAUGUCAGCUCUUAUACCUCCUUGACCAAAUGAGACUUCUUGUCUGUGAAAACAAUGUUUGUUUUAAACUAGUUAGGACAUCUGUAAGAGCCAAUGUUCUUUGAGGGUACAUGUCUUAACAAACAAGCUGUAUCAAUUUUGGCAUAAAGCUCCAAAUGAAAGCCAAUUUCCGCUAAACAAAUGUAAAAUGGAAGAAAUGCACUUUGGCAGGUUUAAUAUGAACUGUACUAAAUGAAUGUAGGUAACUAUCGAAUAUAAGUCAAUUGAAACUUGCUUAUUUCUUCCUGUUUCUUGUUUAGCAGCUGCUUUUUCAUGCACUGUAAGAAUCAUUACUGAAGGACAUUUAAUUUGUUUUAAAAUGGAAUGUCAAUGACUCUAAACAAACCCCUGUGCCACGUGCAAUGAAAACCUUAUCAAGCUACAGCCUGAGGUAUGUUAGUUAAGGGGGCGCUUUUUUAUUUUGCCUAAAAUUCUUAACUGAAAAAAUCCAAUUACUCUGUUUAACUCAAAAUUUUCUCAGCCUCCCAAUUUUAUUGGAUUUUGAAUAACUAAGAUAACUAGAUUAAGAAUAGCUUAUAAAGAAAAAUUUAUAGGAAUUGGUCUGUUCACCCAAACAACUCUUACAUGAUCUGAGUUCAGACCGGCGUGAGCCAGGUCAGUUUAUAUCUUUGAUUAUAUAGUUCUGCACUACAAUACGAAAGGAUUUAGAGGAGUAACCAAUCAUCAACUCAAACAAAACAUUUUUUUUGUGUCCUAUUUCCUAUUUGAGAAAAAUGUCUGCUAUUUUCUCAAUUUCUAUUGAAGUGAGAAAAAUUCUAAUUACAUUAAUAGAAAGCUUAAAUGUUCUCAGCUUUUAAGUGGUUUUUUGGUUUGUGUUGCUCUCAUAAACCAUUUGCACAGGGAUUGGAUUUUAUCUGGAUGAGGUCAUCAUAAGUUCUAGAUAAUGUUGGGUAUGUUUUUGUAAGAUAGUGAACUUCAUUUCUCUCGAUAACUGUCUCAAUGAGCAAAAUAGCAACUAAAAUGGCAUAAAGAUAAUGUUUUUAACUUUUAUAAUAGCUAUGUACCAUUUUAACAACGCUUAAGGAAAAAUGCCCUCUCUAAGUUGCCUGUCAGUUAAACAAAACUUAGGGAACCAUUAGAAAGCUACUCAACUUUCAGAAACAGAAUGUGUAAUUGGAUUUCCUUUUCACUUUCACAGGUUGCUUAAAAAAAAAUCCCUUUGUUUUGACAAUGUCCUUGCACGUAAAGACUCAGAUGAGAGGGCAAACGAAGUAAGUAAAACUUUUGAUCUCUUCAAUCUCCUGUUAUAUCUGCCUUUUUAAGGUCAAAGUUUAAUUACUCUACAGGAGAAAGCCCCUGAAACUCCUAACUCAGUCUGGAGUGUGUUUCAUUUGACUUUAUAGAUGUUGCAGCCCCUGAAACAAAAAUCCAGCCAUAAUCUGAAGGACUGAGAGUCCAGCCCUGUGUUAAUUGAUUUCAUUCUUGGUACAUUAAAGUACCUCUGGAUUGGUGGCAUCUGAAGUAUAGGUAAGAGAGAAGAUGAACAUUAAAUUAUUAGUUUGGAGUACCAGGUACAAUCAAUCGAACCUUGUUUUCAAUUAAUUCUUUUUUACUUUCAGGAUUUUAAGUAUAACAGUAAGCAAGAAAUGUUUCCCGAGUGUGACAAAACAUUAAAUUUUAGAUGCUGAAUUCGUUUCAAACUAAGGCAGAUUCGAACUCUAAAAUUUCAUUAUAGCUUCUUGUUUAUUCCAUUAUGGCACUUUUAAGAUUUCUCUCCAGGAAUAGGGUUGAAGAAGUUAAUCAUGAAUUGUUUUUCCACUUCUUAAAUGACUUUGAAAUGCCAAAGUGAAAGACAUUCAUCAAGUGCCAAGAUCAAAACAAGACUAGUUUCAUAGUUUUUCAGCUCUCGAUAAAUUAAUUAAGUGUUCAAUGUGUCCUUUAAAAUUAUAUAGUUAAAAUAUAAGCCCAACCAUUAAAUUAAUAUUCAUCCUGAUAAAAAUGUAAUUCAAUCUUUAAUCAUCAAUUUCUCUCUUCAAGGACUAAUUGCUGAUUAUGUCUCCAUGUUCAUAUUGUAAAGGUGAAAAAGAUUGUCUAACUUUUCAGCCAAGAAUGUCGAAUCAUUUAGCAUUUUUGCUGUGUAGUCAGUAGCGGUGAUAUCUAAUCCCUCAGUGCAAAAGUUUGUUUGUGCAGUAGGUAACAAAUUUUAAAUUUAUCUAAAUUAUUCUCCUGUAUAUAAUCUUUAUUUGUUUUCCUAUUUGUUUUUGUCAUUAUAUUUUUAGUCUCUAUUGUUGAAAAUUGGGUACCAACUGAAAAUUUCUUGGGUUAUUAUUAAAGACUUGUUUUGAUA
This is a messenger RNA of Bemisia tabaci, 3428 nucleotides long. RefSeq lists its product as uncharacterized. The record is from RefSeq and is a predicted model, not a curated record. NCBI's taxonomy places the organism in Eukaryota, Metazoa, Arthropoda, Insecta, Hemiptera, Aleyrodidae.